AUGGGAUGUGGCAGCUCGACAACUACAGUAGAUUAUUCCUUAAAAAAAUCAGAAAGAGCCAUGAAAGCAGCCAUCCUCAUUCAGAGGUGGUAUCGUCGGUACACGGCACAUUUAGAGGUUCGUCGCAGAUGCACUUGGACAAUUUUCCAGUCAAUUGAAUAUUCCGGGGAACAGGACCAGAUUAAGCUGUACAACUUCUUUAGCUCCCUGAUGGAUCACUUUACACCUUCAAAUACUAAAGAAAGAGACCUGAUUACCAGCAUCUUCAGUGAGAAGGAGAUCAAUGAAGAAAUGGAACUGGAGAAAUAUUAUGACUUUGAAAACAUUAAGCUACCAGAAGGCUACAAGGGCCCUCAUCUGUGUUUCCCUCUGACUGCGAGUCAUGCAGCGGCCUUAGUGGAAGCAUUUAGCCAUAAGCAACACCUCCACGCUCGAUACGUCUUGCAACUUCUUCUUGAAACUUGGAAACUGUUGAAACUCAUGCCAAACAUCAACCGUGUGUCUACAUGCUACAACAAGGAGAUCACUGUCUGUGGGGAUUUACAUGGAAAACUAGAUGAUCUGCUUUUAAUAUUUUAUAAGAAUGGCCUGCCAUCUGUAGAGAAGCCCUACAUCUUCAAUGGAGACUAUGUGGACAGAGGCAAGGACUCCAUUGAGAUCCUCAUGAUCCUGUUCGCAUUCCUCCUAGUUUAUCCAAACCAGGUGCAUCUGAACAGAGGAAAUCAUGAAGACUACAUUGUCAAUCUCAGGUAUGGAUUUACAAAAGAAGUCAUGCACAAAUAUAAGGUGCAUGGAAAGAAGAUCCUAAGGUUAUUGCAGAUUGUAUUCAGUUGGCUGCCUCUUGCUACAAUCAUCGAUCAGAAGAUCCUCAUUAUUCAUGGUGGAAUCUCAAGAAGCACUGACCUUGAUGUUAUUGCCACAAUAGACAGACAUAAAGUCUGUAGCACAGUUUUAAUCCCUCAGAUUCCACUGGAGGUAUUUUGGAUACCAGUGCAUCAGACUGAUGCCAUGGAUACUAACAGUUGUAAAACUGGCUGUACAUUUCUUUUAACAACAGAAGUGAUGGAUAAAAUGAAGAGAAUAUCCGGAUCUGACAGCAGACCUCUGAAUAGCAUCUCUAAAGGAAUGCGCCUCUCUGUAGACGAGGAGCUUGAGAGGUGUCGGAAGCAAGUGGGUCUUUCUGAUGACACUAGGGUAUCCUUAUUACUGUCAGAAUCAGACACUGAGCAGUAUGAGGCCAGUGAAUUAGAAAAUGCGGAGUGGAAACAGGUUGUGGACAUUCUUUGGAGUGACCCAGUCAAUCAAGAGGGAUGCAUUCCAAACGUAGUGAGAGGGGGUGGUUGCUACUUUGGUCCAGACGUGACAAAGGAAGUCUUGGAGAAGCACAACUUUCAACUACUUAUUCGCUCACAUGAGUGCAAGCAGGAUGGCUAUGAAUUCUGCCACGACAGAAAGGUCUUAACUAUCUUUUCUGCCUCCAACUACUAUGAAGAAGGCAGCAACAGAGGCGCUUAUGUCAGGAUGGGCCCAGAUCUAAUACCUCAUUUUGUACAGUAUCAGUCCAGCAAGACUACUCGGAAGUUAACCAUGCGACAGAGAGUCAGUAGGGUGGAAAGAUCUGCCAUUAGAGAUCUGAGAGAGCAGCUUUUUGCACACAGAUGUGACCUUUUGAGAGCCUUUGAACAAUGCGACAAAACAAAAAAGGGUAAGAUCUCCUUGAACGACUGGGCAAACACUGUGGAGUCUGUCAUGCAGUUGGGUCUACCUUGGAGGAUCUUGCGCUCCCAGCUUGUGCCCAACACUACUGAUGGCCAUAUUGACUAUCAAGCUUGGUUUGAACACCUUGCCAUUGAACAGCCCAUCAAAGAGACACCACAGUCAUCAAGUCUUUUGGAAACGCUUUACAGAAAUCGUUCCAACUUGGAAACAAUCUUCCGAUUAAUUGACAGUGACAACUCGGGUCUAAUUUCUUUUGAAGAAUUCCGACAAACUUGGAAGUUGCUCAGCUCCCACCUCAACACAGAAAUCAGUGAUCAAGCGAUUUCUGAUUUGGCCCGCAGCAUUGACUUCAACAAAGAUGGAAAUAUUGACAUCAACGAAUUCAUGGAGGCAUUUCGUCUUGUUGACAGAAAUCCUAGCUAA
This is a messenger RNA of Polypterus senegalus (gray bichir), 2142 nucleotides long. Its product is annotated as serine/threonine-protein phosphatase with EF-hands 2-like. Gene Ontology annotation, molecular function: iron ion binding; protein serine/threonine phosphatase activity; Hsp90 protein binding. Gene Ontology annotation, biological process: detection of stimulus involved in sensory perception; negative regulation of MAPK cascade. Lineage: Eukaryota; Metazoa; Chordata; Cladistia; Polypteriformes; Polypteridae. The coding region runs from base 1 to 2142 and encodes 713 amino acids. The record is from RefSeq and is a predicted model, not a curated record. The transcript has 17 exons. Gene Ontology annotation, cellular component: nucleus; cytosol.